This is a messenger RNA of Coregonus clupeaformis (lake whitefish), 2587 nucleotides long. RefSeq names its product perforin-1-like. Lineage: Eukaryota; Metazoa; Chordata; Actinopteri; Salmoniformes; Salmonidae. Gene Ontology annotation, biological process: leukocyte mediated cytotoxicity. The transcript has 5 exons. The record is from RefSeq and is a predicted model, not a curated record. Gene Ontology annotation, molecular function: calcium ion binding; pore-forming activity. Bases 237 to 2006 code for a protein of 589 amino acids.
AAAUGUUCUAUUGUGCGCCAGACACUCUUUUGCAUCGUCUAUACUAAGACCAACAUUUGCUCAUCCCCUGUUUGAGUAUGAACACACCUUUUCCUAUAUCACAAAGGAACUUUAAUACGGUACAUUAUUACCCCAGCCUCUCACUCUCACAUCCAUCACAUAGUGGACAGACUGGUCAAAGCAUGAAACAGUGACUUGCAGCUGCCCCUCCCAAACAACUUCUCACCUCAUCCAGGAUGUCCUUAUUGAUAGUAUGCCUCUGGGCAGUACUCAUGUUGUCCCUUCCUCGUCCCAGUUGCCAAUCAUGCACCAUCGGCUCAGCCAAUGAGUGCAAAGAGGCAGAAUUUGCUCCUGGAACCAACCUAGCAGGGGAAGGCUUUGACAUCACCAAAAUGAAACGCAAAGGAGCCUUUGUCAUUGACAUGAACGUGUGGAAACGCAAAGACAAGACAUGCACCCUCUGUAAGAAUCCCUAUCUGGAAGGGAAAAAACAGAGGCUUCCUUUGGCAGUGGUGGAUUGGAGACCAAACCACCAGUGUAGUAUGAAAGUGUCCAGUAAACUCCAUCGCUCCAGUGAGUCUCUCGUCAGCGCCAGCAGCUCUGCUGUCGAGAAUAACUGGAAGGUCAAUCUAGAGUUAGAGAAGGGAUCAAAAAGUGGGAAGACGAUGCUCGCUGGAACCAACUCCAAAUUGGCUGAGUACUCCAUGGAGAAAACCAAGAGUGACAAGUUCAGUUUCACAAGCCACGGUGUGUCCUGUGGGUAUUACAGCUACAGAGUAUCCGGCCAGCCCAAGUUACACAGAGAAUUCAAGACAGCAGUGAAGAAUCUCCCCAAAAUAUAUCAACAAGAAAACAAACAACGUUAUUACAAGCUUAUUGAUAACUUUGGCACCCAUUACAUUACCAAGGUGAGCCUGGGUGGAACGGUGCAGUCUGUGACCAGUAUCAUGCAGUGCCAGGCCAGCCUGCAGGGUCUCAGUGCAGAGGAGGUGAAGAUGUGUCUGGAUGUGGAGGCAUCUGCCAGUGUGGGUGAUGGCAACAGCUUGCAGACUGAGUACAAGCACUGUCAGGAGGAUAAGUCUAAGACAGAGAGCAAGGCCAGCUUCUCCAGUGUCUUCAAUGAUAGGUUCACAGAGGUGAAGGGUGGCCACACCACAGAACCAGAACUACUCUUCUCUGCUGAUAAAGAUCCCUCCUCCUACAAGGAAUGGCUGAACUCCCUACCACUCUAUCCGGACAUUGUCUCCUAUUCGCUGGAAUCUCUCCAUGAGUUGCUGCCCACCACCAACCCAGUUCGGAAGCACCUGCGCAAGGCCAUCAGCGACUACAUCCUGGAGAAGGCCUUGUGGAAGAACUGUUCUGAACCCUGUCAAACUGGCAUCAAAAGUGACCACAUAGACUCCUGCGUCUGCAGCUGCCACAACAACCCUGGGGUGAGCGUCGACUGCUGCCCCACCCGCAAGGGCCUGGCGCGGGUGGUCAUCACUGUUCAGAGAGGGGCCAACUUGUGGGGAGACCACACCACUGCCACUGACGGCUACGUGAAGGUAGCUUUCGCAGGCCAGAUGAUCGGACGCACUACAGUUAUCUACAACAACAACAACCCAAGCUGGGCAAUGAGCUAUGACCUGGGAACCGUGGAUCUGUCAACCAGUAAGAAGCUGAGAUUUGAGGUGUGGGACGAGGACGACAAAUGGAACGACGACCUGUUAGGAGAAUGUGAGAAGGAGCUGACAGCCGGGGUGAAGGAGGAUCUCUGCAACCUCCAGCAUGGUCAAAUGUUCUACAAGUGGGAGGCGGUGUGUGCCCCCAGUCUGGGUGGCUCCUCCUGUAUGGAUUAUGUGCCCUCUCCUAUGAAUCCCCACCUGGAGAAGGUGUAUGUGUCUCGCCACUCCCGUCUCAUUCCAAAGGACAUGCUGGUGAGUAUGGGAGUGUUGGUGGACGGACCCAAUCUCCAUGCCAACAAGAGCCUCAGUACAGGGAGCAGAGAGUGUGGCAGAUUGUAGAGGUAUGCAUGGUGACCCAUGUCAAAACCCCAGGUAGAUUUCUCCAACCUUUUCAAUAAAAUAAUAAAAUAAAUGUUUUGGUUGAAAAAUGUUUUGUAUAAUGUGUUUUGUUUUCUAUACUGUAUCUUUGAGUAUUAGUUGCUUGUUUUGUACUUGUUUGUGUUUAUUUACAAGGUAGCUUGCAUUCAAGUAAAAAUUGCUGAAUGAUUGGGUUACUUUAUGCAAAAUAAAAUGCUUAUAGGACAUGUAUGUUUCAAAUGCAAAGUUCUCUGAAGUUAACAAUCAGGCAAUAUGUACAUGUUGAUGCAAGAUGAGCACGUGCAUAGCUGUCCUUUCUUUUUAUGUAAGGUGUUGUAUUGUUACGUUAUGUAUUGUUGCAUUUAGUUUCGUUUUGUCUAAGUGAGAUGCCAGUUGUUUGAAGGCACUGUUGCCUUACUUGAGAGAGGAAGGACUAUGGUUUCCUGUGCACGGAUGAAGUUUAGGUGACGCCAUGCAAAAGACGAACAAAGUGUACUGCCGUGUAGACCAGGGGUGUCAAACGUACGGCCCGCGGGCCGGAUCAGGCCCGCAAACGGGUUUAA